This is a messenger RNA of Engraulis encrasicolus (European anchovy), 1674 nucleotides long. It is a transcript of the gene neto1l, whose product is annotated as neuropilin (NRP) and tolloid (TLL)-like 1, like. Gene Ontology annotation, biological process: positive regulation of excitatory postsynaptic potential. Gene Ontology annotation, cellular component: postsynaptic density. Lineage: Eukaryota; Metazoa; Chordata; Actinopteri; Clupeiformes; Engraulidae. The transcript has 11 exons. Gene Ontology annotation, molecular function: ionotropic glutamate receptor binding. The coding region runs from base 1 to 1674 and encodes 557 amino acids. The record is from RefSeq and is a predicted model, not a curated record.
AUGGUACAUGGGCACAUUUUCCUUUACGUUGCAAGUCUUCUCAUGCUUGGGUUGUCUGGGGCAACAAAGAAAGACUCAGUGAAAAACAACUCAGGGGUGCAGCCAGCGGGCCAGUGUGGCACCUGGGUGAAGGAAGCGGAGGGGGGCCUCUUCACCUCUCCCAAUUACCCCAACAAGUACCCCCCAGAGACGGAGUGCAUCUACAUCAUCGAAGCACCCCCAAGACAAUGUAUUGAUCUCUUCUUUGAUGAAAAGUACUCAAUAGAGCCGUCGUGGGAAUGUAAAUUUGACCAUAUCGAAGUACGGGAUGGGCCAUUUGGCUUCUCGCCAAUAAUUGGACGCUACUGCGGCCAGCAGAGUCCCCUGUACAUCAGGUCCAGCGGCCGCUAUCUGUGGAUAAAAUUUGUGGCCGACGGUGAACUGGAAGCCAUGGGGUUCUCGGCGAGCUACAACUUCACAGCAGACCCGGACUUUAAAGACCUGGGAGUCUCCAAGCCUCUCCCCACGUGUGAGUUUGAGAUGGCGGGCCCCGAAGGGAUCAUCGGAACGCAGCAGAUCACCAAGGAGGGCAAGGCCUUGGCCACGGAGGCUGUGGACUGCAAGUGGUACAUUCGCGCCCCGACCCGCUCCAAGAUCUACUUGCGCUUCUUGGACUACGAGAUGCAGAACUCCAACGAGUGCAAGCGGAACUUCGUGGCGGUGUACGACGGCAGCAGCUCGGUGGAGGACCUGAAGAGCAAGUUCUGCAGCACGGUGGCCAACGACGUCAUGCUGGUGUCGCCGCUGGCCGUGGUCCGCAUGUGGGCCGACGAGGGUAGCCGCAAGAGCCGCUUCCGCAUCCUCUUCACCACCUUCUCAGAACCUCCGUGUGACGCAGACACCUUCUUCUGUCACAGCAACAUGUGCAUCAACAACUCGCUGGUGUGCAACGGCAUCCAGAACUGUGUCUACCCCUGGGAUGAGAACCACUGCAAAGAGAAGAGGAAAGCCAACAUCCUGGACAACCUGAACAACACCAACGGCACCAUCAUCGGCGUGACGUGCUGCGUGGUGCUGAUCCUGCUGGUGGUGUCGGUGGUGGUGCAGAUCAAGCAGCCGCGCAAGAAGUACAUCCUGCGCCGCGAGGACUUCGACCCCACCAUGUUCCAGGAGGUCUUCGAGCCGCCGCACUACGAGCUGUGCACGCUGCGCAGCGCCGCCGCCGCCGCCGCCACCUCCGCCGACCUCGUGGACCUGACGGACGACUUUGAGAACUACCACAAGCUCCGCCGCUCGUCCUCGCGCUGCAUCCACGACCACCAUUGCGGCGACUCACAGCUGUCCAGCGCCAAGGGCAGCCGCAGCAACCUGUCGGCGCGCGAGGCCUCGGCCGCCGCCGCCACGUGCACCAUCUUGGGCGAACUGCCGCCGCAGCCUCUGGUGCGGCCGCUGCUGCCGCCCUCCACGGGCAACCGGCGCAGCAUCCUGGUGAUGAAGCACAGCUACUCGCAGGAGGCCGCCGCCGAGCCCUGCGACCUGGACGACGAGCUGGAGGAGGUGCCCACCACCAGCCACCGGCUCUCGCGCCACGACAAGUCGGUGCAGCGCCUUCUUGAGAAUAGUGCAAUCCUGGAUCAGUACGAACGGGCCGCGGUCAGCUAUGAGCGUAUGGAAUGGAGAUAUACGCCAUCCUGA